Molecule: messenger RNA, 5942 nt
Organism: Acipenser ruthenus (sterlet)
Lineage: Eukaryota; Metazoa; Chordata; Actinopteri; Acipenseriformes; Acipenseridae
Product: guanine nucleotide exchange factor VAV3-like
Exons: 28
Coding region: 393-3008 (871 amino acids)
Biological process (GO): cell migration; regulation of GTPase activity; intracellular signal transduction
Cellular component (GO): cytoplasm; plasma membrane
Molecular function (GO): guanyl-nucleotide exchange factor activity; protein binding
Source: RefSeq, a predicted model, not a curated record
GAAGAACGCUCGCACUCGGAGGAAGUCUCUGCUGCCUGCGCCAAGGCUCCUGUGUGUAUACGGAACAUGUGAGAGUGACAGACGGAAGAGUCAGACCGCAGCAAGCAAGCAACAGCAGCGAGACAGAAAAAGGAGCUGGAGGGGCAGAGCAGAACAGACUCAGCUGUGCAGUUAGCUCGGCGCUGUUCACUCAUAAAUCGAUGUCUAUACGUGUGUGUGCGCGCAAUGCAAAACAAAAGUGGGAAGUGACAUUGCAGUUCUCUUUUUACGUUAUUACACUUCCAGCAGAAAAGACUUAUUGCAUAGCAAUACAAUGUGUAAAUAACUUGAUUUCGAGCUGCAUUUAUUUUAUUUUAUUUUGUUUUUACAAUUAGCAUUACAUUGAAUAUAACAUGAUGGAGCCUUGGAGGCAAUGCGCAUUGUGGCUUAUCAAUUGUAAGGUGCUGCCACCAAACCAUCGGGUUACGUGGGAAUCAGCCCAGGUAUUUGAUUUAGCCCAAACCCUAAGGGACGGGGUUCUGUUGUGCCAGCUUCUGAACAACCUGAGACCCCUAUCUAUCAAUCUGAAGGAGAUCAAUCUGAGACCGCAGAUGUCACAGUUCCUGUGUUUGAAAAAUAUAAGAACAUUCCUUUCAGCAUGCUGUGAAAUAUUUGGGAUGAGAAAAAGCGAAUUGUUUGAGGCCUUUGACUUGUUUGAUGUUCGAGAUUUCGCAAAGGUUAUUGAGACCUUAUCACGACUUUCUCACACAGUUAUAGCACAACAUACAGGAAUAAGGCCAUUUCCAACAGAAGAAAGUGUGGGUGACGAGGAUAUCUACAAAGGUCUAGAUGAGUUAAUCGAUGAAAAUGAAGUAGAAGAUGAGGAAGAUCUGUAUGACUGUGUUUAUGGAGAAGAUGAAGGAGGGGAGGUUUAUGAAGACCUGAUGAAGACUGAAGCUGCACCCCCGCCUAAACAGGCUGAAACUGACAUUCGCAGCUGCUGUCUUCAAGAAAUCAAACAGACAGAAGAGAAAUAUACUGAGACGCUGGAGUCGAUAGAGAGAUAUUUUAUGACUCCGCUGAGAAAAUUUGUAUCCGCCACAGAGAUUGAAAAAGUAUUUGUUAACGUUCCGGAACUUGUGAAAGUCCACAAAAGCCUAAUGCAAGAGAUCCAUGACUCCAUCUCAAACAAGAAUUCCCAGAACCUAUACCAGAUAUUUAUUAACUACAAAGAAAGAUUGCUCAUCUAUGGGAAGUAUUGCAGUCACGUAGAAACAGCCAUAGCCGGCUUGGACGACAUCUGCAAAGAGAAAGAAGAUGUUCGGUUAAAGCUCGAGGAAUGCUCAAAGAGGGCAAAUAAUGGGAAGUUUACCUUGCGAGAUCUUCUGGUUGUCCCAAUGCAGAGAGUUCUUAAGUACCACCUGCUUCUUCAGGAAUUAGUCAAACACACUCAUGAUCAAACUGACAAGAGUAAUUUACGAAUGGCCCUCGAUGCCAUGAAGGAUCUGGCUCAAUAUGUAAACGAAGUAAAAAGAGACAAUGAAACACUGCGUGAGAUUUAUCAGUUUCAGUUAUCCAUUGAAAACCUGAAUCAGUCUCUUAGAAACUACGGAAGACCAAAAGUAGAUGGAGAAGUGCGAGUAGCUUCACUGGAUAAACGCGCAAAACAAGAUAGACAUAUCUUCUUGUUUGACAAAGCUGUGAUUGUUUGCAAAAGACGAGGCGAUAACUAUGAAAUGAAGGAGGUGAUUGAUUUGCACAACUUUAAAAUCACCAACAACCCAACGACAGAUAAGGAAAACAAAAAGUGGUCUUAUGGAUUCUAUCUCACGCAUAUCCAGGGACAGAACGGGUUUGAAUUCUUUUUUAAAACAAAAGAGCUGAAAAAAAAGUGGCUGGAACAGUUUGGAAUGGCAAUAUCUAACAUCACACCUGAACAUGCAAAUGAGAAUUGUCAUGAAUUUAAAAUGCAUACUUUUGAACGGAUCACAUCUUGUAGCUCGUGCCACAUGCUUCUGAGAGGAAUAUUUUACCAAGGGUACUUGUGUUCUAAAUGUGGAGCUGGGGCCCAUAAAGAGUGCCUAGGCAGACUGGAAACAUGUGGAAAAACACAUACAGAUUCGGGGACACUAAGAGCUGAGAAGAAACUCAAUGGACCCAGAAGACAGAGUAGGUCCAUGGAUCCAGGUUUACCUAAGAUGCAGGUUAUUCGAAACUACCUUGGGAUACCGCCUCCCCUUGAAGGCCCCCCUCUGAACAUCCAGGUUGGGGAAAUCAUCGAGGUGAUCAGGGCUGAUGUCCACAGCUCAUGGUGGCAGGGUAGAAUUCUGACAACUAAAGAAGUUGGCUUCUUCCCAAGUGAUGUAGUAAAACCUUACUGUGUUCCAAAGCCAGUUGACUAUUCUGCACAGCCAUGGUUUGCUGGGCCAAUGGAAAGAUUACAGGCGGAAAUGGAACUCAUAAACAGAGGCAACAGCACCUACCUUGUGAGACACAGAAGUAAAGAAUGCACUGAAUAUGCUGUUAGUAUUAAGUAUAACAACGAUGUGAAGCACAUCAAGAUUUUAACAAAGGAUGUGCUUUUCUACAUUGCAGAGAACAAGAAGUUCAAAAGUCUGUUAGAGCUAAUAGAGUACUACAAGCACCACUCCCUAAAGGAAGGGUUUCGAAGUCUAGACACAACACUGCAGUUUCCAUACAAAGAACCAGAGAACGCAGUCGUGCACAGGGGAAACAGAACGGGUAGCAACUCCCCAUUGCUCUGUGGGUUUUCUAUCGUCACUCCUCCAGGUUACAGCUUUGUCCCCCCUUCCUCUGCUCCUUUCUGGUCAGUGUUUACUCCCAAAGUAAUUGGUAUCGCAAUAGCUCGGUAUGACUUCAGCCCCAGAGAUAUGAGAGAGCUUUCAUUACUGGAAGGAGACAUGGUAAAGAUCUACACCAAAACGGGAGCGAACGGCUGGUGGAGAGGGGAGGCAAAUGGCAAGGUGGGAUGGUUUCCAUCUACGUAUGUCGAAGAGGAGGAAGAAUAAAUCAAUAAAUGAAUAAAUAAGUAAACCAGCCGGGUGCCACUGUACAAAAUAUCACCGUGGGCCACCGUGAAUUGUGGACUUCUGCAGCCAUGUUGUAAAAAACCCCACAACUCUGCUGUCUGUCCUAAACCUUGCUAAUAGAAUGUUGGGAAUUCUCCACACAAGCUUGUGUUGACAGAUUAAUGGCUUGCCUGCAGCUUUACAAGCAAAAGCCUGCCAGUCUACUGUCAGUAGGGACCAGCUCAGAGGGAGAACCUCUCCCUCCCAGAAGAACUUCAAAAUAUAGACAGCUUUAUUCUUCUUGUCACUCUUCUUGCAAGUACACAUUGUCAGCUCAGCUGCUGGUAAAUAUUUAAAGACAUCUCCAUCCCCAGCUAAGGUUCUCCUUGAUGAGUCGCGGAAGUCCGGAGCUGUUUCAUUUUACCUUGCGUAUCAUUUCCCAUUCUGACCUUCCUGGCGUCCUACAGGAACUUACCUGCAUUAUUAUUGAUGACUUUAUCAGUGGCCAUCCUUCUCAAAGUGAAGGCUGUGAGAAUACAGGCGUUCCAUCACAUCACCUCUUUCCACACAGAUUACAAUCACUACCUUGCAAAUAAGAAUCAUGAUGCUGUUAUAGUGUAAAGGAUAAAGGGACAGAGAAAAAAAAAUCAGUGCUACACAGGAAUAAUUGAUUCGUCUUUCCAGUUCAAAUAAAAUGCUAAUUUUUGCAGUUGGCUUAUCUCAAUAGGCAUAUUGUUAGUUGUCACUCUUGUUUCAGAUUACUAAUGUCAGUAAUGUGCUAUCUGAAAUACAACUUUUAAACAAAACAAAAGAAAGAGAAUACAGCUAAGGACAGUACCAGUAAAAUAUAAUGUGUUAUACCUAUAGCUCAGUUUUAACUGAAAUAUGAAUUAUGGAUUAUAGUUUGGCAGCAGCUCAUGAUAAUGAGUAUAUAUAAGUAAACCACUUCCCCUUAUACUCCCCUUAUACUCCUAAUAGAUGUAUGUUCCAACAGAAGAUUUGCAAGCUUGUUCACCUAAACAUGGCUAAACUGUUACUGGUUAAGAUAGAUGCUAAUUUCAGUGAUAACACUGAUAAAGGCAUUAGCGGAAACAUGUGUCUUUUUCUGUUUCUUUUAGUUUUAUCUCAAAGAUACAGCUUGGUGGGACUCCACCUUAUUUGGACAUAAAGAACCUGUACAAUAUUAACACUGAAAGUACAAAAGCAUUCAGUGGUAUUUGUAAAACAAUUGUGUUAUUCAGUGAAAAAAACACAUUUUCUUUUGGGGAAAAAAAAUGCACAGUGGUUUACACUUGUCAAAUGCAUGGUCUUAUAUUUGUUUUUUUUAAACUAAACAUGCUAGAUGCUAGAUGAUGUAAGAGUUGUGUCUGGCACUGUAUUGUACUGGUAUUGUAUAUUUACUAAAUCACAGCAGUAAUACUGUAUGCUUAUCCAAAAGUAAAAAAUAUCCCACUUGUUACUUACAAGGGAAAGGGUCCAAAUUGAAUCUGUGUAUUUUUUAACAGUAUGCAUUCAGGGAACUUCCUUCAUUGUAUUUGUCAAAAGUCAUUAUUAUAAGGAAGUCACAUGCUGGAGUUAAGCAAUCUUCAGCUAUGAUGUAGAUGUGUAAAUCUGCAAUGCUAUUUUUUUUUGUACAGUGUUAAAGUAUGCAGGACUGGUUCUCCAAAAACUGGUCCAAAUACUCCUCAUGCACUGAGUAUUAUCAGGCAUAUUACUGGCACAUACUGUUUGUAUGGAUUUUUAUACAAAAUGUUGUUUUUUUUUUUUGUUUUUUUUUUUGGGGAGAUAUUUUUGUUACAUUAGAUUAAAUAUAUUGGAAAUGUCCAAGUAUUCAGAUUGCAUUUGAAAAGUUCACUGUUUUCUAAGACUUCAAGUGACGUUACUCCUUACUGGCCACUUGAUGUCAGCAUUAAAAGCUUUUAUUUUAUUAACUUUAACUUAAUUUUCAUGGGCUUAUUUUGAACUGUUCCCAGUGCUAGUGGCAUUAGACAUCAGGAAAGCAUCUCCCCUGAAAAAACAUGAGUGUCUUUGAAUUUGAGUAAAAACAACUGAAGGACUGCCAAAGGCACUUUGCUAGCAUUGGAUACUUUGUUUAGUGUAUAACGCCAUCAUCCCUUUUCAUAACUUGUUCCAGUGAAAUGUUUGCCCCACAAAACAAAAAUAAACCUAAAUAACUCAAUGUAAUUUAAUAUGAAUAUGAAGUUCAUAUAAUAUGCACAUUAUUAUUGUAGGAAUUCUGUGUAAAUCCUGAAGUAUGCCAUGAGAAACAAAAUAUAUUUUAUAAGCUAGAAUAAUUCAUAUGACUUUCACUCUGAUGCUUUGGGUAAAGGUGUCUGCUAAAUUAACAAAUAAUAAUAAUGCCAAAGACAUGCUUGUAUUUACUUGGGCUACUUAAUCGAACACCCUGGAAACCUACAUUGUUGUACUGCUAUUUAACUGCAAUCUGAGAUUGUUUUAUAGUGUAUUAAUGUACCAUACUGUACAGAUGUAUAUACUGCACACUAAACUGUAUAUUGCUAAUUUCUUGUUUUAAGUUACAGACUUGUCAGUGGUGGUUUUUGUUUGAUAACAACUUUUUAAAUGAUCUCAUUGGUCUUUUAUUAAAUAUAAAAUUCUCAAAUCAAAUUUGUGCUGCCUUAUUUAUUAUUAUUUUAUUAUUUGUUUAUUUAGCAGACGCCUUUAUCCAAGGCGACUUACAGAGACUAGGGUGUGUGAAGUGUGCAUCAGCUGCAGAGUCACUUACAAUUACGUCUCACCUGAAAGACGGAGCACAAGGAGGUUAAGAGACUUGCUCAAGGUCACACAAUGAGUCAGUGGCUGAGCUGCCUUAAUACAAACAUCACUUCAUAUUGCAUUUGAAAGACUGGUGAUGGAUUACGCUGUUGUAAAGACAUAAUUGACACUAUGUUAGAAAUAAAUCAAGUUCAAAAUGUU